AUGAGCCCUCCCGAACAACUUCGCUCCAGCAGCCAAACCCGAGCUAUUAGGCCCACCGCAGCUGUUAACGACACUGGUUUCCCAUUGAGCCGCUCCGAGUCACAUCCUAGUCACAUCCAGGCGCCUGUUCCAACCGCUGUCAACCCUGCGCGACCGAGAGCUGCCGCGGACCUGGUCAACGAAUCCAACCGUCAAGAUGGUAGCCCACGCCUGCUUGGUGGAGGACGCUUCCUUCGAGAUCCCCUUGGAGACGGCUCGAGGUCACCAUCCCAGAGUCCAUUUCGCCUAAACAUGCCCGCCAUCUCACCCGGUCAGCUCGCCUUCUCAGCUAUGCAGUACCUGCCGGUGCCGACAAUGGUUCUUAACAAUCUCAAGACUGUUGUUUUGGCUAAUGAGGCGAUGGGUCGAAUGCUAGGAAUAGUUACAGAAGAUUCGGACGAGGAGGAUGUAUCCACUACUAUCGAACAUCUGCGGGGCCAGUCCCUCUCUCAGGUCGGAGUCGAUAUGUUACAAGACGGACAGCCUGUGUGGGCGACAUGGGAGGCCUUCCUUGACACCUUGGUCGACGAGAUGGGCAUACGAGCACCGGCGAGAGAUUCGAGACAACACUCCCAGUCAGGUGGCGACGCUACACCAACCACCAGUACCAUGCCCACCCCCGAGAGCCGUCCCUGCCCUCCUGCUCGCCAGACCCAGGAUGCCGUUGUUGAGGUCGUCAUCACCAGGAAAGGUAUCAGCAGAACUUCGUUCGACAAUAGGUAUAAAGCCAAGGAAUCAGACUACCAGGUCUUUGCCAAGAUGAUCAUAACUAUCUGGGAGCUCGAGGAUCGGCAAGCUUUCUUCACGCUGACCUUUACCAACACCCAAUCGCCAAAGUCGACGCUCUCCAACACAAAGAAGUCGAUCGCGAGACCGAGUAUCCUCGAGGCUGCCGAGCGCAAGUCCAUCUCCCACUCCAACCCAUCCUCAGUCGCAUCCAGCAGAGACUCGAAUUCGCCCUCGUUUCACAGUCCUGGCAUUGUCACCAUGUCCUCGAGCCCCUUUCCCCCGAUGGGACCUCCAUCCGUUGCGUCCCAUUCUAGCACACCAUCACUCCUACAGAAGAUGCUGCUGAUGAAAGACGCCUUAUUAAACAACACCCAGAUGCCCAUCCUUGCAAUGUGGAAGGACGGUAGUGUCACGUUCCCCAACUCUGCGGCUCGCAAAUUGUUUGAGAAGGAUGCACCGCUUGACACCUCAGUCAAUGGCUUCGAUCUCCUUCAGCACUGGCACAUUUACACCGAGGACUUUUCUCGCCGAUUAGAUGUUACAGAAUAUCCCAUCUCGACUUUGCUCAAGACCGAGACUCCCUUUAGCGGUACUCGCGUAGGAAUGUAUGAUGAGGCUGGAAAGAAGCUGGUUUUCGACGUGCUUGGGGAGGCGAUCCGGGACGAUUCAACAGGCGACUUCCUUGCCGGCGUUGUCACGGGACGCGAUGUUACCGUUAUGACAGAAGAGAUCACACAGAUCAAGGAGCGGGAUGAGGAACGAUUUAAGCUCAUCUGCGACACAAUGCCUCAACUGGUCUGGACGGCAACCUCGGACGGCCUGGUGGACUUUUGGAACACUCGGUUCUACAAUUACUCGGGACUGACUCCAGAGAAUAGCCUCGGCAAGUCAUGGGUGAAUGCUUUCCACCCGGAUGACCUGGUCGAGGCUCAAAGAAGGUGGAAACAUUCUUUGAAUACGGGUGACCCCUACAUGACGGAAUAUCGAUGCCAAAGCAGAGAUGGGCACUGGCGCUGGUUCCUCGGACGGGCAUUACCUCAACGCAACAAGGAGACUGGCAAGGUUGAGAGGUGGUUUGGGACCUGUACCGACGUUCACGAGAGCAUUCAGACCAAGAUGAAUGCCAAGCGCACACGGCAGCAGCUGCUCAGCGUUAUUGCCCACUCCCAUGUUACUAUCUUCACUGUCGACCCGAAGCGCCGAGUGACGAUGCUUGAAGGCGCGUUGAUUUGGAACAAUACCCACGAAGAGAACCAUGAUGGAACGAGAUGGUUCGUCGGAGAGAACAUGUACAAGGUGUUCAACCGUCUGACCGCACAACUCGCCGACGGCGAACGUCCAGAGUUCCUGGAGCCCAUCGAGCUGAUUCUUGACGGGCAAGUUGCCGAAGAUGUCAAGGAACACGGGAUCGACGAUCGCUGGUAUAGGACUCGUUUCCUCCCUAUGUUGGGCAAAAAGACCCAAGAAAGUGGUGCAAAGAACGAUACGUAUAUCGAGGGCGUCAUAGGCGUCAUCAUGGAUGUCACAGAGCUCAAGAGCCGCGAACAAGCAUUGGAGAAGCAGUCCAAGGAGAAGCGAAAGGCCAUCGCUAACGAAGCAGCCGCCAAGGAAGCCAACAGACUCAAGAGUCAGUUCCUGGCCAACAUGUCUCACGAAAUCCGGACGCCUAUCACAGGUGUAUUGGGAAUGGCCGAGCUACUCGCUGGAAUGCACCUGGACGAGGAACAGCAAGAAUACGUUGAAAACAUCCAAAGCUCAGCAACAUCUCUCCUCACCGUCAUCAAUGACAUCUUGGACUUUUCAAAGGUGGAGUCUGGGCGUCUCGACAUUGAAGAGGUACAAUUCUCGUUGUCUCACAUUGUCAAGGAGGUGGGAAGAAUGUUGCAGUUCGCCGUGGAACGCAAGAAUCUCGAUUUCCAAUCAGAUAUCGGGGACGGCAUCGAAAACGACCUGGUUGUUAUUGGAGACCCUGGACGCGUACGACAGAUCCUCACGAAUCUCUUGACCAAUAGCAUCAAAUUCACGAAUCAAGGAUACGUUAGGUUCUCGGUGGUUGCGGAGAAGGAGACGGCCGAAUCCAUCGAGGUCAGGUUCACGGUUGAAGAUACGGGCAUUGGUAUUCAAGACGAGGUUCGGAAGAAGUUGUUCCAGCCGUUCAGCCAAGGCGACGCAUCAACCGCAAGACGAUUCGGAGGCACUGGACUGGGUUUGACCAUUUGCAAGAACUUGUUGGAUUUGAUGCACGGACGGAUCUCGCUAGAGUCCAACGUCGGUGUUGGAACCCGAGCGACGUUCUGGAUCCCCUUCAACAAGCCAAGUGGCCCGGCAGAAGCUGGUCUUGCUAACGCAGGCGCUAUUCCUGACCGCCUUCAAUCUGAGUUGAGCAUGUCUUGCAAUAGCUCGGAGUAUGAUCAAAUUGUCGGCACCCCUCCGGCGUCUGAUGGAAUGCAAGGAGGCUCCUCAGGAUCUCGCCGGGCCCGGUUCGGUAUCUCAUCAUCAUCAAGCCCUGACCAGGAGCUGCCCCCAUCAGAAAGAGCCAAGAUCCACAUCUUGGUGGUUGAAGACAAUCCCAUCAACCAGAAGAUUGCCACCAAAACAAUCGGUCGACUUGGCUUCCAGGUGACGGCUGCCUGGAAUGGAAAGGAAGCCCUGGAAUAUCUCUCUGGUGUUCAUCAAGGCACCAAACCCAAGCCGGAUAUCAUCUUGAUGGAUGUGCAGAUGCCCAUCAUUGAUGGAUACAAGUGUACACACUUGCUGAGGCACCACCUUCCCUACAAACCUAUCGUCCAAGAUGUCCCUAUCGUGGCCAUGACAGCAUCGGCGAUCCAGGGCGACCGAGAGAAGUGCACUAGGGCUGGUAUGGAUGACUACUUGGCCAAGCCUGUUCGGAGCGUCAUACUAGAGAAGAUGCUGCUUCGAUGGUGCCAUGCUCGGCGUCAGGCAUCCACAGCGCCGGAUCCUUCCGCAUCGGACUGUUCAGAGAUGAGCGAACACUGUGACAACGCAGAUAUUCCGCAUGUCGGCAUCGACGAGAACGACAUGCCUCCUGUUGGACGCACAUCCGAAGACUUCAACAACAGCCCCAUUACGCCCCGGCCGUUGACGACGAACGGACAGAACGAGCCAUCCCCUUUCGAUACCACGACUCCGGAACUCGCGCCUCAGUUGCGGCGGCCGGAGGGAGAGACUGAAUGGUCAAACAGGCUUCAAGAGACCAAGCUCAUCGACGCUGCGGGUGGACCAUCGAGCUAUCGAAGGAACUCGUACCAAGAACUACAGACUGGGGACUCAUUGACGGAGGAGAACGUCAGCAAGCUAAGGAGCGGUAGCCAAGCGCCACGUCGGUAG
Messenger RNA from Fusarium falciforme, 4116 nucleotides. RefSeq lists its product as hypothetical. The record is from RefSeq and is a predicted model, not a curated record. Bases 1 to 4116 code for a protein of 1371 amino acids. The transcript is spliced from 4 exons. Gene Ontology annotation, molecular function: histidine phosphotransfer kinase activity; protein binding; phosphorelay sensor kinase activity. Lineage: Eukaryota; Fungi; Ascomycota; Sordariomycetes; Hypocreales; Nectriaceae. Gene Ontology annotation, biological process: phosphorelay signal transduction system; protein autophosphorylation.